Rotaria sp. Silwood2 is the source of this 588-nucleotide messenger RNA. NCBI's taxonomy places the organism in Eukaryota, Metazoa, Rotifera, Eurotatoria, Philodinida, Philodinidae. The record is from the annotation of a GenBank genome assembly.
AUGGCUUUGAUUCGAAAUGUACAAGUCGAUAAACAUGCUAUAGAUACACUUGCUUUAUCUACUUCUGGUGUUGCAUCGUGUAUAACAGUUGUCGUAGUACUGGAAGAUAAAAUUUUUAUUGAUCAUCUUAGUCCUGAAAACUUUAAUGCUUCAGCAACAUGUUCUAUCGAUGAUGCACGUAGGUUUUUUAUGACAACAUUUAAUAAUCUUCAUCAAUUAGAACCAUCUGCAAUGAUUCAAAAUAUCUUUAUAGUUGGAGGUUGGAAUAAUAAUAAUUAUAUAACAUUAAAAAAUAAAGAGGAUGAUGACGAUUAUGGUCCAAAUAAUUAUAUAGUUGAUUCUACUCUCGUCUACGAUCGAUCAUCGAUUCCACAUACUUUUAUUAUUUGGCAAUAUGCCGGUCAAGAAAAGAACAUGCAUGAUCCACGAUCUGAUUCAUCCAUUCAAGCAAUCUAUGAAUUUGAUCCAACAUCAAAGCACCUCCGAGCAUGCAUAUGCUCAAAUGCUUAUAAAUCACCACAUUAUGAUGAUUUUUUCAAACUAGUAGUAUUGAAUGUUGAAAAUCCAGUUUAUUUAUCCUUUAUUUAA